Molecule: messenger RNA, 3045 nt
Organism: Notolabrus celidotus (New Zealand spotty)
Lineage: Eukaryota; Metazoa; Chordata; Actinopteri; Labriformes; Labridae
Product: adhesion G-protein coupled receptor F1-like
Exons: 13
Coding region: 44-2449 (801 amino acids)
Biological process (GO): cell surface receptor signaling pathway; G protein-coupled receptor signaling pathway
Cellular component (GO): membrane
Molecular function (GO): G protein-coupled receptor activity
Source: RefSeq, a predicted model, not a curated record
AUACUCCAUCUCUGAACCAUCCAGGGAGGAGACUUUGAGGGGAAUGUUGACCAAUGAGAGGAUGCUUACCAUGACCUUAGACAUUGACUUCAAGCCUUCAUUCAAUAACUCCAACAAUGAGGUUUUCAUCGACUCCUACAACAUAAUUCAGAAUCAGAGUAAGACGCACAUCUCCAACUUCAUAUCAGCAAAAAUAACCAAUGUCAGGAGUGGGAGCACUGUUGUCGAGUAUACUGUAGUAGCCACUUCGUUUAGCGAUAUGGAAAUUCAAGCAGUAAGGUCUGGGGUAUUUCGUGACAUUUCAGAAAUAUACACAGCAAUAUUUGACAGUAAAAAGGAAUUACAGAAUCCUACAGGAAUGACUCAGAAAAAAGCUUCAAUAAUCUGUGGUCCUCCUCCAAAGGAUCUUAACUUUAGCACCAACUUUGUGGCACAAUGGUGGCUUAACAAAAAGAUGGUUCUUGACGACAGUCUACAUGAAUCUAUUUUGGAUAAGGAGGAUGGAACAGCAACAUUAAAUAUUAAACAAUUCUUUGUCACAGACAACGGACAAUAUGAAUGUAGGUUGAUCGAUGGAGGAAAGGUUUUCAGACAGAGAAAAACCAUCCGAAGGACAACCGUGGCACAAGUAUCUGCAGAUCAAGGCAACAGCGUCAUCACACCGGUUCAGGAGCUACUUUCGCAGUCUCAGUUCCUGAAUAACAAUUCACUUCCAGGAUUUUUGGAGAUACUCAGCAACGUUACUGUCAACUUCACUGCCAGAGUGCUUAAUUCUACAGCAAACAUCGUGGCCAUCAUUGACAUACUCAAAAACGUUGCCAAUGCAUCGUCAACUAUUCCCAUUACUGAAUCUUCAAUGAAGGAUAUCCUUAUAACUGCAGGUGUGCUCACUACAGCUGGAGCAAGAGAGUCCUGGAUAACUCUGAAUGGAAACACCUCAGUUACCAGAAAUAGCAGCACUGAGACUGAACGUAUCAGCUCAAUAUUACUGCAGUCUCUUGAGACAAUUACAAGUAACCUUGUCAAUGAGUCUUUUAGCAUUGACACACCUUCUAUUCUCUUGAACAAAACUAGAUUCACAGACUCUUUCAACGCUGACUUUCUGAAUUCUUCAGUGGAGAUAGUUAUACCAGAGUCUGAUGGAGCGAAAUCUAUCACUGUGAUGACAUUUGCUUCGAUGAAUAUCGUUCUACCCCCAAGAGACGAGUUCAAGUCCUCAGGCCUUUUCAUCAACGGGAGAGUUGUACUUGUUCAGUCCAGCAGGGCAAGUACUGCCAUCAAUAAUAUUUCAUUCACAUUUGAUAAACUAAAUAAAACACUGGGGAACCCACAGUGUGUUUUCUGGAACUUCACCCUCUUUGACGGUCUGGGGGGAUGGGACGGCGAGGGCUGUGAGUUAAAACCAAAUGUGAAUGACACCGUCACCUGCACCUGCGACCACCUGACCUCAUUCUCCAUCCUCAUGUCACCCUUCGUAGACUGCGAAGAGUGUAGCAUUAUAACAUUCGUUGGAGUUGGCAUAUCCAUUGUUUCUUUGGUCAUAUGCCUAAUAAUUGAAGCUGUCAUAUGGAGAAAGAUUCGAAAUAACACCACAUCUUACCUGCGCCACGUCUCCAUCGUUAACAUCGCCACAUCACUCCUGAUUGCAGACAUUUGGUUUAUUAUAGGGGCGUCCAUUGUGAAUCCGUCUAAAGAUAAGAACACAUGCUCUGCAGCGACAUUCUUUAUCCACUUUUUCUAUCUAGACCUGUUCUUCUGGAUGUUAGCGUCAGCUCUGUUGUUGCUGUACCGCACAGUCAGCGUUUUCGAUGGGGGAUUGUCCAAACAUGCCAUGCUGGCUAUUGGAUUCUCUCUCGGAUACGGAGCACCUAUUAUCAUCUCAGUCAUAACUAUAGCUGUAACUGCACCCAGAAACCAGUACUUUCAAGAAGAUGUCUGCUGGCUUAAUGCCGAUCCCUCCUAUGCUCUACUGGCUUUUGUAAUCCCUGCCCUGAUGAUUGUUGGGAUUAACUUCAUAAUCCUGGUUGUGGUUAUAACCAAAAUGCUGCGGAGGAGGGCGGUGGGAGAUGCUGCACAAGCAGCUGAGAGGAAUGUCCUGUUUGUUAUUGUGAGGAGCCUGGCUGUCCUCACACCAAUUUUUGGACUAACUUGGUUUCUGGGAAUCGGAACCAUGGUCGAGCCAACAAACAAAGGCCUCCAUAUUUCUUUUUCAUUCUUCAAUUCCCUGCAGGGUUUCUUCGUACUGGUGUUUGGGUUGCUGUUGGACAGAAAGGUGCGGUCAGCAAUAGCAAUAAAGUCACAGACUUCAGGAAGUGGGACAAGGAGCACCAGCGCUGGAAACUCAUCAUCAGGUGGAUUUGGCUUUUUCAGGAACUGGAGAAGAGGAAGAGAUGGUUACCAAGUGUCCUCUGGUAACUCUGGUGUAUCUAGUUCCUUCGCCAACUCCUGAUGACGUGUGCAGAGAGCUCCAGCUGAAGCUCAACACGUGUUCUCCUCUGUUAGAGCGAUCAGGAGAGAGACGUAUGAGCGCUCUGUUUUUAAAUGUAAUGUAACAGAAGGGUUUUAUUUUUGUAUUCACUGAAGCACUGCUUACAACAACACUAUGUCAUACGUAGCAGUAUUACAUGAUGUAUGUUGGAUGUACAGUAUUAUUACAUUGUUAUUACUUAUAUUAUCUAUUUAUAUAUGAUCCUAAUUGCUUUGAAGAAAAGUUUGUUGUGAUUUCCAUUUCUGACCACUAGAGGCAGCGGCACACAGAUAACCUGGGCUGUAGAGGGGGGUGAGAGCAUGUACACUGUUUUCAGGUGAAUUUUAAACUCUUGAUGCACUUUAAUAGGUAGACACACUGAAUACUGAAUGUUUUAUUAGUUAUAUAAGAUCACUGUCAUGUUUUUAAUCAUGCACUUAUUAUUUUUUAGUGUGAAGAGAACUUUAAUAUGCUGACACAAUUUCCCCAGAAGAGAAGAAAUAACUUAUAAAGCACUCUGAACAUCCUCACUUUUGUCGAAAAAGACAGACAGCUGAUUAAAAAACACAGGCUCAUUA